Molecule: messenger RNA, 910 nt
Organism: Hordeum vulgare subsp. vulgare (domesticated barley)
Lineage: Eukaryota; Viridiplantae; Streptophyta; Magnoliopsida; Poales; Poaceae
Exons: 1
Coding region: 129-731 (200 amino acids)
Source: RefSeq, a predicted model, not a curated record
GUAGCACGUACUCCUACUACAACCAGGCCAGAGUAACGGGCGCUCGAGAUCGCCGUGCCGUUUCCUAUAAACCCCACAGCUCACCGCCGUCGAUCGCACAGAGCGGCAACAAAGCGAAGACCCGGUCGAUGGGCGCGAUGAGCGGCGCCAUGGAGUGGCACGCGUGGCUGUCGGCGGCGAGGCUGGAGCCUGCGCUGGUGCACGAGUACGCGCUCGUGCUGGCGCGCAACGAGCUGGAGGCCGGCGACGCCGCAUACUUCGACCACGACUUCCUCCGCAGCAUGGGCAUCGACGUCGCCAAGCACCGCCUCGAGAUCCUCAAGCUCGCGCGCCCCGGCCCCGGUGAGCGCGGCCGCCGUCCGUCCUCCUCCGCCGCGCCGCUCUCGGGUCUCGUGUCCGCCGCCGGCCGCGUCGCCAGGUACGUGCGCGCGCUCGUCCGCCUCCGCGGGGUAGGCUCGUCGUCCAGGGCGCUCGUGCUGGUCCCGAGCCAGCAGCAGCCCGACAGCCACGUCGACGUGGGCCGCUCGAGCUUCGGGCACUGCAAGGCGCCCAAGCGGACCAGGUCCAUGCCCAAGGUGCCCGCCACCGGAGCCACGGCGAGGGCCACGCGCCCCGGCGGCGGCAGCAGGGGCGCCGCGACGGUGCAUGCCAUGAGGGACGCCGAGAGCGGCGGCGGAGGCGACGGGACGGUCCAGUGGGAGUGCCUGUUCCAGGAGCUCAACCCCAACUGAUCCAUGCCGGGAAUGGCCAAACGUUUGUUCAUCCAUGGUGCGCUCGCCGCCAGGACGUUGCCGUAAACAUCCUCUGAAUAAAUGCGGUGGCAGAUCUGUGUAAGCAUGCCCUGUAAUGUAAGCAUGGCGAGCUCUGCUUGCGCGCUCUGUGAUUCUUAUGGCAACUUUCAGUUCUUCCU